CUACAUUUGUAUUUUGGACUCACACUCUACAUAUGAUAAAGUGAGCUCUGACUCAUGUCGGAAUGACUUUACCAGAUCCCUGUUUAAUUGUAUUUUAACGCACUUCUGUGAUCAGCGUUGGCAGCUGCAACCAAAACGGUUACUGAAGGAAACACCGGAAAGCACUAUAUAGCAGACGGAACACCUGGUUGGGGCAGGGAUAUCAGAGACACGUUUAAACAUGACGUGAGGAUUUUUACUCUUCAAACUAAGACGGGCCAAAGUCACCAACGCGGGAGCCUGUUCAAAAUUCCUUCUGAAACAAAAGCCCCUAACUGUGAAAGACAAUCCUGACUUCUUGUAGUCUCGCGAGAGAACCGUCAUCGCAACGAAGGCAGCCCUCACCACUCUACGCCGAACCGACUCCGAUGGGCGCCGCCAUCUUGUUCCGGAGAGAAUAACAAAUCGGAGUUCUCGGAGGGUCCAGGGGGAGGGGAAAGUGGCGGCCGGCUCAGCGGGCCCAACGCAAGGAUCGGGGACCGGAAGGCGAGUCCCUUCGCGGAGGCACGAAGUCGGCUUCUCCUCUUCGCCUAGCUUGGCUGCGACGUCCUCACGGGGAGCGAGGCCAUCGGGCGGGAAGAUGGCGGUGGAGUCUCGCGUUACUCAGGAGGAGAUUAAGAAAGAGCCGGAGAAGCCCAUCGAUCGGGAGAAGACCUGCCCCCUUUUGUUAAGGGUCUUCACCACCAACAAUGGGCGCCACCACCGCAUGGAUGAGUUUACUCGAGGAAAUGUACCCUCCAGUGAGCUUCAGAUCUAUACUUGGAUGGAUGCAACUCUGAAAGAACUGACCAGUUUAGUGAAAGAAGUCUAUCCAGAAGCACGAAAGAAGGGCACACAUUUCAACUUCGCAAUCGUUUUUCCGGAUCUCAAAAGGCCUGGUUACAGGGUGAAGGAGAUUGGCAGUACAAUGUCCGGCAGAAAGGGCACAGAUGAUUCCAUGACUCUGCAGUCUCAGAAAUUCCAGAUAGGUGAUUACUUGGACAUAGCAAUUACACCUCCAAAUCGAGCACCGCCUCCAUCAGGUCGCAUGAGACCUUACUAAUAUUUUGGUUUCUUCUAGUGACCACAUCAUUUGCAUGAUUAUAGCUUAAUUUGAAGAAUUUUUUUUAACGCAGAGCAAGAAUGCUUGACAACCCUUAAACCUUUGGAAUACCAAUUCCUUUUUUUUAAAACUAUGUAUUUAGAACAGCAUUCUUUCAACUGGCUUGGGUACGUUUUCUCUCUCCAGUUAAUCUAAAAACAGGCAUCUCCAGUUUUUCCAAAGUAUAUGCAAUGUGCCUAGAGCAACGUAGGCAGUCUUCUGAGGAUUUUGAAAUUCUUUUGUUAUAGGGCAAAUUUGUUGUAAUGCCACCCUACUGUUAAUAUAUGAGCAUGGGUAAUAAAAAGUGUUCGAUGUAUUUCAAGAAAA
Messenger RNA from Heteronotia binoei (common prickly gecko), 1447 nucleotides. RefSeq names its product Sin3A associated protein 18 (gene SAP18). Gene Ontology annotation, cellular component: nucleus. Bases 620 to 1081 code for a protein of 153 amino acids. The record is from RefSeq and is a predicted model, not a curated record. Gene Ontology annotation, biological process: negative regulation of DNA-templated transcription. Lineage: Eukaryota; Metazoa; Chordata; Lepidosauria; Squamata; Gekkonidae. Gene Ontology annotation, molecular function: transcription factor binding; transcription corepressor activity. The transcript is spliced from 4 exons.